Messenger RNA from Purpureocillium takamizusanense, 1603 nucleotides. RefSeq lists its product as uncharacterized. Gene Ontology annotation, cellular component: membrane. The transcript is spliced from 3 exons. The record is from RefSeq and is a predicted model, not a curated record. NCBI's taxonomy places the organism in Eukaryota, Fungi, Ascomycota, Sordariomycetes, Hypocreales, Ophiocordycipitaceae. The coding region runs from base 50 to 937 and encodes 295 amino acids.
ACAGCAACAACAGCAACCUUGUUGUUGAUCGUCUCUUCUCGUCACCAUCAUGAGCGGCAACGGAGGCCGCCCUCGCGGGUACGUCGACCCCGACUUCCCCAACCCCGACGGCGAGUGGGACACGCCCAUCAUCAUCUACGGCUACACGCCCGCCAUCGCCCUCUCCGCCUUCGCCGCCGCCUGGUUCUUCCUCCUCCUCGUCGCGCACGCCGUCCAGGCGGCCCGCCGCCGCAGCUGGUGGUUCGUCACCUUCUCCGUCGGCCUGCUCUUCGAGAUCGUCGGCUACGUCGCCCGCUCCCUCUCCGCCGAGCGCGACCCCUACCACCUCAUCUACUUUGUCCUCAACUACUUCUUCAUCGUCACCGCGCCCGUCUUCCUCGCCGCCGGCAUCUACACCGUCCUCUCCGCCCUCAUCUCCCGCCUCGGCGAUGACACACGCUACGCCUUCCUCCCGCCCCGCGUCAUCCUCGCCUUCUUCAUCACCUCCGACGUCAUCUCCACCGUCGUCCAGGUCGCCGGCGCCGCCCUCAUCGGCGUCCGCUCCUCCCGCCGCCAGGACCCCACCGCCGCCAACAACAUCCUCCUCGGCGGCCUCGCCUACCAGGUCUUCGCCAUGGGCGUCUUCGUCGUCCUGGCGGCCACGUUCCUCGUCCGCGCCCGCCGCGCCAUCGCCGACACGGGGCUGUCCGUCUUUUGCGCCGUCUUCGCCGCCGCCACGCUGCUCGUGUACCUGAGGACGACGUUUCGCCUCGCCGAGACGGCCCAGGGCCUGUACGGCGCGCUGCAGACCAACGAGGUGUACUUUGCGUGCCUCGAGUUCGCGCCCAUUGCGCUGGCCGUGCUGCUCUUUGCCGUGUGGCACCCUGGGCGGUGCGUCGGGAGCACGGUCAGGGUGAGGGAUGAGGAGAAGAGCAGAUAUGCCCGGCAUGCGUCUUGAGGAUUGUAGAGGCUAACUAAUGGGUUUUCUUUUCUUUGCGCGCGUUGGGCUGUAACUCGGUGCUCUUGCCGUACUACCCUCACGGAGGGUCCGAGACAUUCGAGAAAUAUCACAAGAUGUCCUUGACCCGUUAGUCAUGACGUUCUUCAGCAGGCCGCUUUGGUUGUACGUAUGUAUGUCGCAGUCGGCUUGUUACCGCCGGGCAAGUACCUAAUCGGCAACCCGAAACCCUCCCUACCUAUAGCGAGCUUGCCCGAUGUGAUAACGAACCCCUCAACACGAUGCAUCUCGAUGCGCCAGCCCCCGCUUGAUUCAAAGCCUCUCUCGACCCGUCGCUGACGCAUCGAGAUGCAGAGCCUUCGCGCUUCUCAAGAGACACAUGCCGCUUCUAAUCAGGGCGACGAAGAAACGUCGUCAAGAAAGCUGCAAUGGGGGAGAGCCACGUACGCCGGAGCGUUGUGCUUCAAUAUCGCAGCAUUUCUCCUGCCCGCCUUGUACAGCACGCUUUCUAAACUCUGGAUUGCCCAUAUAGACGCCUCCAUGGUGGCGACUUCAGAUGUCUACACAUACAUCAUGACCCUCGCAGAGGUCAUCAACGAAGGCCUCCCCCGCGCCGCAUGGUCCACCAUUGCAACCCGUCCGGCUGGACCAGCCCGCCUCUCCCUC